CUCUGAAAGAAUGGUGUCGAGAAUAACAGAGCCUCUAAUAGUUGGGGGAGUGAUUGGAGAUGUCUUAGACGUUUUCACUCCCACUUUAAAGCUGAAUGUUAUAUACAACUCAAACAACCAUAUAAGAAAUGGUCUGGAGAUUAUGCCUUCGGCUGUCAUGGCCCCCCCUCAAGUUCAACUCAUGGGCGGUGAUUUGCACACGUUUUUCACUUUGAUAAUGACGGACCCAGAUGCACCCAGUCCCAGUGACCCAACUGGUCGGGAGUAUCUCCAUUGGAUGGUGACUGAUAUACCUGGUUCAAAAUCCAAUUCCUUUGGCUGUGAGAUGGUGGGCUAUGAGAAUCCGAGGCCCAUGGUUGGGAUCCAUCGAUAUGUUUUCGUAUUGUUUAAGCAAAAUAGGAAGGGAUCAGUUGAGCCUCCUCCAUCGCGCUGCCAUUUCAACACAAGGCAAUUUGCAGAGAGAAAUGGACUGGGAUUACCUGUUGCUGCCGUCUACUUCAAUGCCCAAAGAGAGACUGCGUAUAGAAGACGUUGAAAAUCAUAGAGCUCACACUGUUCUACUCCACAUUAUGCUAGUCAAAAUGUGUUAGUCAAUAUUGUGAUAAAUCGGUUGGAUAAUAAUGCGUCUGUUAGUCAAUAGUGUGAUGAGUUACUUGGAAAUAAAAGCAUCUGUUAGUCAAAAGUGUGAUAGCUUACUUGGAAAUAAAGCGUCUACAGUACUGUUCUUGUUCGGUUCCACCAUGUUUCAGAUAUACUCUGAA
This is a messenger RNA of Cryptomeria japonica (Japanese cedar), 761 nucleotides long. Its product is annotated as CEN-like protein 1. Lineage: Eukaryota; Viridiplantae; Streptophyta; Pinopsida; Cupressales; Cupressaceae. The coding region runs from base 11 to 535 and encodes 174 amino acids. The transcript has 3 exons. The record is from RefSeq and is a predicted model, not a curated record.